AUGUGCUGUUUUAGAGCGAAGUUUGACCGCGGAAAUGAACCUGAUCUCUUCGAGUUUGGUCAGAGAGAUAUCUAUUCCGUUUCCUCCUUGUUGAAGCAAUACUUUCGCCAGCUUCCUAAUCCUCUGUUCACCUUCCAGUCCUACUCAAGAAUUUUGGUAUGUUUGAAACAUUACAGAACAGCAGCAUACCUAAUGCGGCACCUCUCCCGACUUUGCAGCUACACUUCACUUACUGACAUGACUGCUAAGAAUUUAGCAAUUGUUUGGGCACCAAAUCUUUUCAGAGCACCUCCCGUUCUCGCUGGUGGAGAUUCUCAUUUACUUAAUGGAUUAGACAUACACACAUCACUUUGUAGUUUUCUUAUAACCAACUCAGAAUCAAUCUUCGUAGAAGACAAUGCUGAUCCUGUGCACAGUUCAGGUGAUUCUUUUUUAUUUUCUUCCAUAGCCCACUCACAUCAAUGCAUAGUACCCAUCAGAAUUUUAUGCCGAAUAUUUAGUCAUUUAAAUUUGCAGGAGCUGUUGCGCAAGAGGAUGUCAGUGAAAGAACCUCUCAUUUAGAA
This is a messenger RNA of Strongylus vulgaris, 563 nucleotides long. The record is from the annotation of a GenBank genome assembly. Lineage: Eukaryota; Metazoa; Nematoda; Chromadorea; Rhabditida; Strongylidae.